AUGGUAGAAUGGGGAAUCUUGGCUCAGGAGGCAACCCAUCUUGCCCGCAAUUAUUUCCGGUCCAACAUGCAGGCCAUGGCCAAGCCUCACGGCAUUCAGCUCGGGCGCCCUCCGGACCUGGUGCACCCUGCUUUGGGCUUGAAACCGCCAGUCUACAAGCCAGACUUGGACCGCAAGAGCUUCAAGGCUACGCCUGUGGCCAGCCUGGUCCUUUCCACCGCGGUGGGUGUCCUUUCACGUUGCAAAGCGAGACAAAGGCGAGCUUGCGGCCGAAAGGCCGCUGAGGUUGCCGUGCUGAGCGACUCUCCCAGCAAGACAGUGAAGCCAAGGGCUUUGCAGCUGGUCAAGAUUGACCUGAAGAAUAACAAGGUGCUGCUCAACGAAAGCGACCUGAGUACCCUUGAAGAAGAAUUGCAGCGCUCCGGUGUUGAGAAGAUUGCGGUCGUCGCAGUGAUGGGAGCCUUCCGCACUGGAAAGUCUUUCCUUCUUGACCUGAUGCUGCGGUACUUGCGAGCGAAGCACCCGCCUACAGGCCGAGCCCCGGAAAACAAGGAGGACUGCGAGAUGCCAAAGUGGGUCGAGGAGAGAGGGGUGCCAGACUGGGCCGUCACCUGCGGGGCUAGCUUGCAGGAAGGGCGCCAAGGGGGGCGACAAGACCGCGAAGGAUUUGUUUGGAGACCUGGCAUGGAGAAAUGUACUGAGGGCAUAUGGGUGUGGUCAGAGGUGUUUGUGUGCAAAGCCGGCAACGAGGACGUGGCAGUUAUGCUCAUGGACACACAAGGCGCUUGGGACGCCAGGAUGAGCAAGGAGCAAAGUGCGACAGUGUUUGGCCUUACCACUCUUCUGGCAUCACGACUCGUCUACAACGUUUCCAAGCAGAUCCAACAGGACAAGAUUGACAAUCUGCUCUACUUCACGGAUUUUGCACAGGCCGCCCUCAGGGCUUUGCAAAGAGAGCCGACAGAUGCCAAGGAGCCAUUUCAGACGCUGGAGUUUUUGGUCAGGGAUUGGCCUCACUACCAGGAGAAUUGCAGCAUCAUGGACGGCAAGAAGAUGAUGAAGACGCACUUGGACCAGUACUUCAGCUCCGAGCGAUCGGAGGACACCCGCAGCGUUGAGGCGCUCUCCGGGAUGUUUCGCAACAUCGACGUAUGGUGCCUGCCCCAUCCUUCGCUCAAGAUCGAGCGUGAGAGCUGGGACGGGGACCUGGCCGUGAUCGAGAAGAGCUUCUGGCGGUUCAUCGACGGUUACCUGGAGAAGAUCUUCGACCCCGCGGAGCUGCGGGCCAAGGCGAUUCUGGGCAGCGCCGUGACCAGCUCCACGUUCGGCACGCUGAUGCGGGAGUUCACGGCGGCCUUUAGCGAGGCGGCGCCGCAGGCCAAGACCUUCUCGGAGGCCAUGGAGGCGUCGUCCAGUUUGCUGGCGAGAGAUUUGGCCAUGAGGAAGGCAAAGGCAAUUCUGGAGGAAAAGGCAAGAAGCAGCCCCUCUGCGGUGUCAGAGGAGGAGUUCGAGCAGAUUGCUGCAACUGCAACUGAAGCCGCCGAUGAAGAGUUCACGAACAAGGCGCUUUUUGGGUCGUCAGAGGGCAUUAUGCUGCGGAAGGACAUGCUUCUGAAAGAUCUCCAGGAGGAAAUUGCCAGGGCCCGCGACGAAAAUGAAAGGAAGCUGGAAGAAUCCUUGACUGGCUUGACAAACUUUUCGAUUGUGGGCCUGGCUGCGUUCGCAGUCGAUCGCCUGAGCGACCUGACCUGUGACUGGUGGUCAAGCUUUUGUCGAGAAGCGUCAACUGACCUCAGCUACGUGGAGGUCGGCGUUUUUGGAUGGGUUGCGUUCAGUUUGUACCAGAUCAGCCAAAAGCAAGGGCAGCUAAACGCGGCUGCUGCAGGCCUGGAACUUGCAAAGACGGUCAUGCGGCAGCUGGACCGUGGCUUCAAGGCCAUCCAGAAGGAGCGCAGUGACACGGUUGAAGUUGAGGUCGAAGUAAAGGGAGGGAAGGAGAAGCUCUAG
Effrenium voratum is the source of this 2007-nucleotide messenger RNA. The record is from the annotation of a GenBank genome assembly. Lineage: Eukaryota; Dinophyceae; Suessiales; Symbiodiniaceae.